AUGGACUCACGCGUGUUUGUGUGUGUGGAAUGCAUUACUGUAAUAUGUGCUCUAAGGUGUAUUGAUACAGCACCUAUCCUAUCCUAUUCUAUUCUAUUGUAUCAUUAUUAUUAUUUUUGCAUGUGUGUUUUCUUUCCUUUAUUUAUUUAUAUAUUAUUCAUAUUCAUUUUGCCUCUACUUUCUAUUAAUAUUCACACACAAGGUACCAACAUCACCAAACGUGAAAACUGUCUACACAUCAACCAAAAACAGAUCCCGAAAUACAGGAUUAGAAAGAAAACAAGGGAUCGCAAGGGAGAUCACUGA
Messenger RNA from Trypanosoma brucei brucei TREU927, 306 nucleotides. RefSeq lists its product as hypothetical. Lineage: Eukaryota; Euglenozoa; Kinetoplastea; Trypanosomatida; Trypanosomatidae. The record is from RefSeq and is a predicted model, not a curated record. The coding region runs from base 1 to 306 and encodes 101 amino acids. The transcript has a single exon.